Ziziphus jujuba (common jujube) is the source of this 4118-nucleotide messenger RNA. Its product is annotated as protein transport protein SEC24 A. Gene Ontology annotation, molecular function: SNARE binding; zinc ion binding. Gene Ontology annotation, biological process: intracellular protein transport; endoplasmic reticulum to Golgi vesicle-mediated transport; COPII-coated vesicle cargo loading. The transcript has 14 exons. NCBI's taxonomy places the organism in Eukaryota, Viridiplantae, Streptophyta, Magnoliopsida, Rosales, Rhamnaceae. The coding region runs from base 457 to 3627 and encodes 1056 amino acids. The record is from RefSeq and is a predicted model, not a curated record. Gene Ontology annotation, cellular component: endoplasmic reticulum exit site; COPII vesicle coat.
UAAUUUAAAAAAAAAAAAAAAAAAACGUAAGGCAUUCUAAGAUUCGAAAGGAAAGCAAGGAGAGCCCUCCUUGGCCGUGAGCCCAAUUCGCCUGCUAAUAACACUUUUUUGGACGACCAAAUCUCCACGGCGACCCGAUUCCGUACCACCCACCGAGACUCUCCGAUCCGACCCAUCAACCUCCGGGCCACGUCACUAUCUCCGGUCAAUUACUCUCACCGGCCGAUCACACUUGGAUUCGAUCCCCCACUGGAUUGCCGAUCCCCCACCCAAGAAAUCCCCAAGCUCCUCGCGUGCACAGUCGCUGCCUGUGCACAGUAAAAGAAAAAAAAACCGAAUCACCAGCUUACGACGACGCAACCACCACUGGCUUUGCUGAGAUCCGGCGUCAGCUUUGUUGAAAAGGUCAUACAGGUACUACUACCAUAAAUAUAGGAAGUGAUAUUGAAGAAACCAAUGGGAACUGAAAAUCCUGGUCGUCCAAAUUUUGCCGCAAGACCUGUAGCUGCACCUUAUGCAGUCACUCCAACUAUGACACCUUUUUCAUCUGGUCCUGUGGUUGGAACCAAUCAACCUGGUCCCAGACCUACUCCACCAAUAAUUCCCCAGUCUACAACACCUUUUUCAUCACCUAGGCCUGCGGUUGGCACAGAUGCCUCUGGCUUUAGGCCUACUCCACCAGUUGCUCCACAGAGUACCAUGUCUUCAUUGUCAUCUGGGCCUCUAGUCUCCGAGGCCUCUGGUUUUAGACCUCCUCCACCAGUUAGGUUCAAUGAUCCUUCUGUGCCUCCUCCACCAACAUCUAAUGCCCCACCGUCUGUUGGACCUUUUUCACGCUUUCCAACACCCCCACUUCCCUCAACUACUCAAGCAUUCCCUUCGCGUGCUCCACCGAUAGGUCAACCGCCAUUUCAACCUCCUGUAAGUCAAGGUUUGUCACCACCAGUUCCAUUUCGUCCACAGCAGCAGAUACCUCCCGUGCCAAUGGGGUCCCCUCCUCAACAUGUAAAUUAUGCAUCAUCAAAUGUAAAUGCUCAGCUUCCAUCAGAUCCAUCAUUUCCAGCUGCCAGGCCUAAUCUCCAGCCUUUCUUACCUGGAUAUGCCCGUAAACAAUCUAGUGCAGAUCCACAAGUUCAGCCUCUCCAGUCUCCAUAUCUAGCUAAUCAAGGAGGCAAUUUCCCUGCACCACCAAUGGCAUCAUCCCCUUUUGUUGGUCACCAAGGAGGUUAUGUUCAAUCUCCAUCUGUUGCAGCUCCUCUGGGCUUGCAGUCAAUGCAGCAUCCGGGCGCUGCACCUCCUACUGGUGCUAUCCAAGGCUUGGUGGAGGACUUCAACUCACUUUCUAUUGGAUCUAUUCCUGGAUCAAUUGAAACAGGAGUUGAUUUUAAAACACUCCCGAGGCCAUUGGAUGGUGAUGUUGAGCCAAAAUCAUAUACUGAAAUGUAUCCUAUGAACUGCAAUCCUAGAUAUUUGCGGCUUACUACCAGCGCAAUACCAAGUUCGCAGUCCUUAGUUUCGAGGUGGCACUUGCCUCUUGGAGCUGUUGUUUGUCCACUUGCAGAAGCACCUGAUGGGGAGGAAGUUCCAGUAAUUAAUUUUGCUUCUACUGGCAUUAUUCGCUGUAGAAGGUGUCGUACAUAUGUGAAUCCUUAUGUGACAUUUACAGAUGCUGGAAGAAAGUGGCGUUGCAACAUUUGUUCUUUACUAAACGAUGUUCCUGGUGAUUAUUUUGCCCAUUUGGAUGCCACUGGCAGAAGAAUUGAUCUGGAUCAGCGACCUGAGCUUACACAGGGUAGUGUGGAAUUUGUUGCUCCAACUGAAUAUAUGGUGCGACCACCUAUGCCGCCACUGUAUUUUUUCCUCAUUGAUGUUUCUAUAUCUGCAGUUAGAAGUGGUAUGAUUGAGGUUGUGGCCAAAACCAUCAAAUCAUGUUUGGAUGAUCUGCCUGGCUUCCCUAGAACACAAAUUGGAUUUGCAACUUUUGACAGCACAAUACAUUUUUAUAAUAUGAAGUCAUCUUUGACACAGCCCCAAAUGAUGGUGGUUUCAGAUUUGGAUGAUGUAUUUGUGCCAUUGCCAGAUGAUCUCCUUGUUAACUUAUCAGAAUCAAGAAGUGUGGUGGAUGCAUUCCUAGAUAGCUUGCCUACCAUGUUUCAGGACAAUAUAAAUAUUGAAUCUGCUUUUGGUCCAGCUCUUAAAGCGUCACUCAUGCUUAUGAGCCAACUUGGGGGGAAAUUGUUGAUUUUCCAAAACACACUACCCUCUCUUGGUGUUGGCCGCUUAAAGUUGCGUGGAGAUGACCUUCGUGUUUAUGGGACAGAUAAAGAGCAUGCACUAAGACUACCAGAAGAUCCAUUCUACAAGCAGAUGGCUGCAGAAUUUACCAAGUUCCAGAUAGGGGUUAAUAUAUAUGCAUUCAGUGACAAGUACACUGAUAUAGCAUCAUUAGGUACUCUGGCAAAAUAUAGUGGAGGUCAGGUAUAUCAUUAUCCAAACUUCCAAUCUGCCACUCAUGGAGAGAAAUUGAGACAUGAGUUAGCUAGAGACCUCACUAGGGAAACUGCUUGGGAAGCUGUCAUGCGUGUACGAUGUGGAAAAGGAGUUCGCUUCACAUCAUAUCAUGGGAACUUUAUGCUAAGGUCCACCGAUUUAUUAGCGCUUCCUGCUGUAGAUUGUGAUAAAGCAUUUGCAAUGCAGAUGUCUCUUGAAGAGACUCUAUUAACUACUCAGACGGUGUAUUUCCAAGUUGCUUUGCUAUACACGGCAUCUUGUGGUGAGAGACGUAUUAGAGUACAUACAGCAGCAGCCCCAGUGGUGCAAGAUCUUGGAGAGAUGUAUCGUCAGGCUGAUACUGGUGCUGUUGUCACCCUGCUUACUAGGCUAGCAAUUGAGAAAACAUUGUCCCACAAGCUGGAAGAUGCUCGAAACGCUUUGCAAUUAAGAAUCAUCAAAGCUCUCAAAGAAUAUCGAAAUCUGUAUUCUGUGCAACAUCGAUUGGGAGGGAGGAUGAUAUAUCCAGAAUCUUUAAAAUUCUUGCCUUUGUAUGCAUUAGCUCUUUAUAAAUCAACACCUCUCCGUGGAGGAUAUGCCGAUGCUGCACUCGAUGAACGCUGUGCAGCAGGUUACACAAUGAUGACUUUGCCGGUUAAAAAAUUGUUGAAGCUUUUGUAUCCUUGCUUAAUUCGACUCGAUGAGCAUCUUUUGAAGUCACCUGCUCAUGACGGCCCCAAAAGUGUUGAGAUAAGGUUGCCAUUGGCUGCUGAGAGCUUAGAUCCCAGGGGCCUUUAUAUAUAUGAUGAUGGUUUUCGUUUCAUUUUAUGGUUCGGUAGAGUACUUGCACCUGAUAUAGCUAUGAAUUUACUUGGGCCAGAAUGUGCUGCAGAAUUGUCAAAGGUUUCCCUUACUGAGCGUGAUAAUGAAAUGUCAAGGAAGCUAAUGAAGAUUCUCAAGAAAAUGAGAGAAAGCGACCCCUCAUAUUAUCAAUUAUGUCAUCUCGUAAGACAAGGUGAACAGCCUCGAGAAGGCAUUCUUCUCCUUUCAAAUCUUGUUGAGGACCAUAUGGGAGGCACCAAUGGCUAUGUUGAUUGGAUUCUACAACUACACCGACAAGUCCAGCAAAACCCAUAAGGUAUGCUGAUUAGCCCCGUGGACUGUUCUUCUUUUACGUCAAGUUAGCACAGGGUGUUAUCAAAGCUUGUUCCAUGGCGCAUCUGUAAAAUGCUGGAGCAUUUCCUUGCAUGUCAAGAAUAAUUUCUGAUUCAACAAUGGUGUCUUCUUGAGGAGUGUGGUCGAUUGAGUUGAACUGGUAGCCGUACGGAUAUUUUAAGAUAAGUUGCCAAUUCAUGGCAAGGAAAAAUAACUAGGGGAGAUGUACUUUUAGUGGUAUAAUUUUGUGCAUCAGUCUUUAUAUUUGAGAAAUACAGAGAAAAAAGAAAUUUUUGUUCACAUUAUUGUCACGACUUAUUGGUAGCAAUUUUUCCCUAUUUGUGUUUUAUUCCAUUCUGAUUGUUUUUUAGCAGGAGAUAGAAAAUAGCUGUUUUACAACUUUUUUUGCUUGAAUACUUGAAUACUUGAAUUUGGUUCUGUAACAAUCGUAAUGUAAUUCUGAUAUUUGAAGA